Messenger RNA from Sander lucioperca (pikeperch), 1546 nucleotides. RefSeq names its product B-cell receptor CD22-like. The transcript has 7 exons. The record is from RefSeq and is a predicted model, not a curated record. Lineage: Eukaryota; Metazoa; Chordata; Actinopteri; Perciformes; Percidae. The annotation marks the transcript as partial.
AUACCUCUGCUUAACAACAGUUUUCUCUGUACAUUUUGUCCUCCAGAUGGUCCAAAGCUUCCCUCUGUGUCAGUGAGUCCCUCUGCUGAGAUAGUGGAGGGCAGUUCAGUGAAUCUGACCUGUAGCAGUGAUGCUAACCCAGCAGCUAACUACACCUGGUACAAGGAGAACCAAACACUGCCUCAUGGACAACAAGGCAUCUACCAUUUCACCUCCAUCAGCUCUGAGGACAGAGGGAACUACUACUGCAAGUCUGAGAAUCAGCACGGACACAUCAACUCUACAUCUCUAUUUAUAGAUGUCCAGUAUGGUCCAAAGCUUCCCUCUGUGUCAGUGAGUCCCUCUGCUGAGAUAGUGGAGGGCAGUUCAGUGAAUCUGACCUGUAGCAGUGAUGCUAACCCAGCAGCUAAAUACACCUGGUACAAGGAGAAUGAAGACUCACCAAAAGCAUCAGGACAGAUCUUCACCAUCACUGAUGUUAGACCUGAACACAGUGGGAAUUAUUACUGUGAAGCCCAGAACAGAAGAGGACGUCAGAGCUCCACCUUACAUCAGAUUUUUGUAGCAGGUUCUAUGAAAUCAGUAGCUGCUGGAUCCAUCACUGCUAUUUUCCUGGCUAUCAUAUUCCUCUGUGCCUUCCUAUUUAUUAGAAGAAAGAGGUCCUCGAAACGAACCACGGAGCCUGGAGAGAGACCAGACAACCAAGCUCAGGGUUCAGUGUAUGACAGCCCUUCAGCUCCAGUCCAGAGAACUCCAGCAGAGCAGCAGGACGACCAUUGCUAUGCCAGCGUGAGCUUCUCUAAAAACCAGGAAGAAGCUCUCUACUCCAACAUCAGGCUAGUUCAGCCCCACAGACACAAGGAGGAAGAGGAGGACGAGGAUGUGGAGUACACUGCUGUCAACUUUAAGAGUUCCAGUUCUACCACAGAAUCAGGAAAUCAAAAGGCUGUGGAGGAUUUAUCUGAACUGUACAGCACAGUCAGCAAACACCCAAGAGUUUGAACACAACACAAAUCUGUGGUCUCUUUAAAGGGCCGGGUUGGUAAUGUUGAAAAACUAGCAAGAUUUGAAGGAAGCAUCUCCUCGGUGCUCCGUCUAACCCCUCCCCCUGCCCUCUGGGCUCCCCCCACACACAGACAUGCACCCCCGCCUCACUACUUUAGACAGUGUUCAAGCAGGUUAAACACACAUUUAUUCACAGUAUUAGGAUUAAGUUCAUAUACUGUAUUUUAUGCAUUUUUUGGGGUCAUUUAUCUAGUGUCAUCAGUCAACGGCUGGUAAGCUUGUAGAAUUUGCUUAAAAUGCAAUCAUUUACUGCCAGUGUUAGCGAAUCAUCUUGUCAAGUACAUUUCUCCGUAUAUAUUUCUUUAUCACAAGUUUUCUACUCAAUGCAGAAAAAUAUUACACGUUUUAGAAACUGGAAACGAUCCAAACAGUUCUGUUGAUCAACUGAGUGUUUAGUCAGCUAUUUAUUUCAGCUGGACUUGUAGGCCUGUAUAUUGUUAGGUAGUUUCAUUUAUAAUAAAACAUUGUAUUUUUUAAACUA